Cornus florida is the source of this 1406-nucleotide messenger RNA. RefSeq names its product galactinol synthase 1-like. Gene Ontology annotation, molecular function: glycosyltransferase activity. The record is from RefSeq and is a predicted model, not a curated record. The coding region runs from base 148 to 1158 and encodes 336 amino acids. The transcript has 4 exons. NCBI's taxonomy places the organism in Eukaryota, Viridiplantae, Streptophyta, Magnoliopsida, Cornales, Cornaceae.
AUUGUAGGACUCAGGGACAAAGGUGAGUAAGGUGGCAUCUCAGCGUUGCUAGUUUACUUUCCUAACACUCCUCAACGCACCAACACCUAUUGCACAAUCUCAUCACUCUCCAAAUCUCUCUGCAACCAAGCAUUCAAAACUCACCUAAUGGCCCCCAAAGUUCCCGGAGACAUGUUCUCUGGCACCGGGAUGGUCACGACGCUUAACAAAGCCUACUCCAAGAGGGCCUACGUAACAUUUUUAGCCGGAAAUGGUGAUUAUGUCAAAGGGGUGGUUGGGUUGGCUAAGGGUUUGCGAAAGGCGAAGAGCGCCUACCCUCUCGUGGUUGCAAUCUUGCCGGACGUGCCUGAGGAACACCGCGACAUCUUAAGGUCUCAGGGUUGCAUUGUUCAUGAGAUUGAGCCCAUAUAUCCACCUGAAAACCAGAUCAAGUUUGCAAUGGCAUACUAUGUCAUCAACUACUCCAAGCUCCGAAUAUGGAACUUUGAGGAGUACAGCAAGAUGCUGUAUCUAGAUGCGGAUAUACAAGUUUUUGAGAAUAUCGACCAUCUCUUUGACAUGGCGGACGGUUACUUCUACGCCGUGAUGGACUGCUUCUGUGAGAAAACAUGGAGUCACUCACCACAGUACUCAGUUGGGUACUGCCAACAAUGCCCAGAAAGAGUGGUUUGGCCGGCCGAGAUGGGUUCACCUCCUCCGUUGUACUUCAACGCCGGCAUGUUCGUGUUCGAGCCUUGCCACUUUACCUACCAAACCCUCCUCGACACUCUCCAAAUCAGUACUCCAACACCCUUCGCUGAGCAAGAUUUCUUGAACAAGUUCUUCCAAAACACAUACAAACCCAUCCCUCCAGUCUACAACCUUGUUCUAGCUAUGUUAUGGCGCCACCCAGAAAAUGUGGAGCUCGAAAAAGUCAAAGUGGUUCACUAUUGUGCUGCUGGAUCAAAGCCAUGGAGGUACACUGGCAAAGAAGCUAACAUGGAGAGAGAGGACAUCAAGAUGCUAGUAGCAAAAUGGUGGGAUAUCUAUAACGAUGAGUCGCUUGAUUUCAAGGCUGAAGACACUAUUCAGGAGGAAGAGACUUUCUCGAGGCCAUCAAUCAUGGCUUCCAUGCCAGAACCUGCAAUUUCCUACAUUCCUGCACCCUCUGCUGCUUAAGAGCGCAGACCUAAUCAAUCUAAGUCUCAGGAGUUCAAAGUUGGUGUAAUCCCAGCCAACCUAAUUAAAGUGUUCAGGCUACUAAGCCUUUUUUGAGUUGUGGAACUUAACAAAAAAAAACCUUUUGAAUUUUUAAUAUAUUUGAUGUUAUAUAUACAUGUGUAUGUAGUGGCAAAGAAAUAUGCAACAGUCGUUUGAAAUUAUACCGAAAUCUUUGCUUGUUAUAUAUAUGUUUUGUCUUCCUUUUC